This is a messenger RNA of Hypoxylon trugodes, 1724 nucleotides long. Its product is annotated as SMP-30/Gluconolaconase/LRE-like region-domain-containing protein. NCBI's taxonomy places the organism in Eukaryota, Fungi, Ascomycota, Sordariomycetes, Xylariales, Hypoxylaceae. The transcript has 2 exons. Gene Ontology annotation, biological process: L-ascorbic acid biosynthetic process. Gene Ontology annotation, molecular function: calcium ion binding; gluconolactonase activity. The record is from RefSeq and is a predicted model, not a curated record. Bases 532 to 1500 code for a protein of 322 amino acids.
CGAGAGAAAUUCAUCGUCGGCACGAUUCGACCGAAAGGCCCUAAAAUCAAAGUCGAAUUGAACAGAUUAAACCGCGAAACAACUAGACGAGCAAUUCGAUAUUUCUUCUUACGGCUACUAGGCCCGUAUUCCGUCAAAUUCGCGAUGGCAUCUCUCAAACGGUUCUCGUCUUAAUAUCAAGGUAACUAACUUUAUCUCCUUAUUUUCCGUUUCUGUGGUUUGAAACAUUAAGGUUAGGUUAGGUAGAUAAAGUUCUACCUAAUUGAUUUCCUUUCCCCCCAAGAGGUAUCGUAUGCGACAAACUCUGCACUAGAAACAGUAAAGGAAAGGACUAGCUGAGCCACCGAGCCGACCCGAAGUCCCCGCUGCAAGCCUCCACCGAUCCGGUGUAAAGAAGGUCCAUCCUUAAUUGUGUCCCGAGACAUACAUACACACACCUUCCGUCGACCUACCCGCAGGAAGCACAUAAACCAAACAGGCCGUCUAAGCGCUAGGAAAGAGGAGACCAGACAGAUACCUAGGUAACACAACAUGUCUACUACCGAAGCCUCUAAACCACCGGCAGGGCUACAGCAAUGGCAUGCCACAGCGCCAUUCCUACACCUACACUGUGAGUUGGGCGAGGGGCCGUACUACGAAGCAGCGACACACAAAUUGCGAUUCGUCGACAUCAAGAAGAAGCGGGUGCACGCUGUAGAUCUGAACGCAGCGGACCCCGCGUCUGCAGUCGAGACGAUCCAGCUUGAUACACCCGUAACGGUCACGGCCGACAUCGACGGUGUAGACCCCCGCGAGCGCAUCCUUAUCGGCGCCAAGUACGGCAUUGCCGAACUCGACCGCCGCUCCGGCCGUUACGAAUAUCUCGCUCGUUUCAGCAGCGACAAAGAUGACGAACGUCUGCGCAGCAAUGACGGCGCUGUCGAUCCUCAUGGGCGCUUCUGGCUAGGUACCAUGACCGACAUCGGUCUUGAUUUGCAGCCCGAAGGCUCCGUGUUUUUGUUCGACGGCACGCGUACGGCGAGGUCUAUGCGGCAUCCCGUUACGAUCCCGAAUUCUGUGGGGUGGUCGCCGGAUGGGAGGACCCAGUACUUUACGCAUUCGACCGAGCGCACUAUCUUUGCUUCCGACUACGACCCGGUUACGGGGGAUUUGACUAAUGAGCGUAAGUUCUACGUGCAUGAUGGACCUGGCGAGCCUGAUGGCUUCCGCGUCGAUACCGAGGGGAACCUCUGGCAGGCUGUGUACGGCGAGGCGCGCGUGUUGAAGAUCUCGCCGGAAGGAAACUUGGUUGGACAGGUUAACUUGCCAACGAGGAAUUGCACGUGUACACAGUUCGUGGGCACGGAGUUGUUUGUUACGUCGGCUGCUAUGCAUGAGGGGCAGGAGGGCACCGAUAAGGAGUUUGAGCUUGGAGGGGGUUUGUUUAGGGUUGAGGUUGGCGCGAGGGGAUUGGAACCUUUCUUGUUCAAGGUGAGUAAGGCUGUGGACCCAGAAUCUUGAAGUGAGAGUUAUGGAUAUAGAGAAUAUGGAUGGGUGGAUGGGGAGGCAACAUAAACGAGUGUGGGCAUUGGCGUUGUACGACCCAACAAUGAGGCUCUCUAGAUGGAGACAAUUCAAAAUAACAUGAAUAGAACCAGUAUCGCUAGAGUCAAUGGAAAGUGAGGGUAUCAAUCAUUUAUAUUCGUUUUUGAAUGAAGCAUUAUCUAACUAUCUUUCGGCUUGAG